Candoia aspera is the source of this 3200-nucleotide messenger RNA. Its product is annotated as zinc finger protein 282-like. Bases 37 to 1671 code for a protein of 544 amino acids. NCBI's taxonomy places the organism in Eukaryota, Metazoa, Chordata, Lepidosauria, Squamata, Candoiidae. The record is from RefSeq and is a predicted model, not a curated record. Gene Ontology annotation, biological process: regulation of DNA-templated transcription. The transcript has 7 exons.
CCCCCGCGGCCGGACGCCCCCGCGCUGCUGCCCGCCAUGGCGGAGUGGGCCCCCGCCCAGCUGCAGGAAUGGAACGUGGAGGCUCAGCACCUGAUGCCCCUGCAGCCUCCCCUGGUCCCUGAGCUGAGCCACAUGAGAGAAGCCCAACUGCACACUGCCGAGGCCUCGCUCUGGAGUGUUGUGGCCACAGUGCAGGCCAUGGAGCGGAAGAUUGACCUGCUGGCCACGCGGUUGCUCAGCUUGGAGGGGCGAUCUGGGACAGCCGAGAAGAAGCUCUUGGACUGCGAGAAGACAGCCAUGGAGUUCGGCAACCAGCUGGAGAGCAAGUGGGCCGUCCUGGGGACCCUCAUCCAGGAGUACGGCCUGCUGCAGCGGCGGCUGGAGAACGUGGAGAACCUGCUCAAGAACCGGAACUUCUGGGUCCUGAGACUCCCCCCGGGGGCCAAGGGAGAAAUCCCCAAGAUGCCGGUGACCUUUGUGGACAUCGCGGUCUAUUUCUCUGCCGAAGAGUGGAAGAACUUGGCUGAGUGGCAGAAAGACCUGUACAAUAAUCUUGUGAAGGAGAACUACGAAUCUUUGCUGACACUCGGAGCCGACGUCAGCGUUUCCAAGCCAGAGAUGCACCCCAGGGCCGAGCGGGGAGGAGCCGAAUCCUGCAUCCCCGAGCAGCAGAGCGCAAAGGAGCGUGUAAUGAUCGCCGAGCCUUGCUCAGGGCCCUUGGUGUCCACGCCCGACAUCCUGACCCGCAUCAAGCAAGAGGGCUCGUUUGCAGGAGGGGGGCAGUUCUCCGAGGACCGAGGCCUUGUGGCAGAUCCGUGUGCAGGUGCUCAGGCCCUCAUGUCCGCCCACGACUUUCUAUCCUGGAUUAAACAAGAGGAGGAGCCGUGUGUCCGGGAACAGUGGGACUCGGAGAGGGGGACCCUCCCCGUGCCCAGUGGCCCAGCCGGAGACGGGAUGGCCGUCAAAGCGGAGCAGCCGCGCCUGUGCCCAGAAGAGCCGGUGAGACCCCGGGAGACGCUGUUCCAGGAAGAGUCCCCCGCGGCAGCCGCCGUCGCCGCCCCCCUGGCAGUGGAAGGCUACGGGGCACAACACGGGCCGGCCCCCCAGCCCCUCGGCGCCAAGUGCAGGGCGGGCAAGUCUCCAGAACCGGAAGGCGAGCUGCAGAGCCUCCUGGCCCCUCCGCAGGGCCCGGCCGACCGGCCCCACGGCUGCAGCGAGUGCGGCAAGGUGUUUGGGGUGAAAAAGAGCCUGAAGGUGCACCAGCGCAGCCACCACGGCCAGGCCCGGCCCUACGAGUGCGCCGAGUGCCGGAAGAGUUUCAACUGCCACUCGGGGCUGGUGCGGCACCAGAUGACCCACCGGGGGGAGCGGCCCUACAAGUGCGGGGAGUGCGGCAAGUGCUACAGCCGCAAGGAGCACCUGCAGAACCACCAGCGCCUGCACACGGGCGAGCGCCCAUUCCAGUGCCCCGUCUGUGGCAAGCGCUUCAUCCGCAAGCAGAACCUGCUGAAGCACCAGCGCAUUCACACGGGCGAGCGCCCCUACCAGUGCGCCGAGUGCGGGCGCAGCUUCCGCUACAAGGAGUCGCUCAGGGACCACCUGCGGACCCACGGAGGCGAGGCCUCGGCCCCGCGGCUCCUGCCCGGUUUGGGGGGCGACGCGCUCCCCUAGCGCCCCUCGGCAGUGGGGAAGAGCUCGGCAGCUGGGCCCACCCGUCGCACCUCCGGCCAAGCCCCGGCCCCCCUCCGAGCCCCACGCCUGGAAUUGUGCCCGAUGGGGAAGAACAGCCGGACGGGCAGGGGCCAGAGGAGAUGGACUCGUUCUGAGCCAGGGGCCGUUGGCUGCUUCUGGAAAGCGCCACCGCGAUGGGAACAGGUGGCGUGCCCCGUCCCGGCUCCCCGCUUUUUGGCUGAGGUUGCGCAAGGUGAAGAAUCUCCCCGCUCUGGUCGAGAAGGGUCCCGGCCCUUUGGGGGAAUUGAGAACAGGGUGGGAACAGGAGGUCUGAAAAGACCCCAACCCCCCUUAUUCACUCACCCCGUCCCGGAGCGUCUGUGGGCACACGUGUGUGGGCAGGACGUUGUUCUGCAUCGUGCCGUCACUGCACACGUGACGCUGAUGCAAAGCGGCAUAAUCUUGUUGGUGCUCAAUGACGUUGGGAUGCGCGUCACUUGCAUGUCCUUGGGGCUUCUGACAGACGCCAUUGGCUCCACAUUUAUACCUUUCCCAUCGGUUUCUGAUGGAAGAACCCCCAAUUUGGGCAGGCUACAGGUAGUCCUCGCUUAACCAUUUGUUUAGUGAUGGUUCAGGCUUUCAACGCUGCUGGAAAACACGACUCGUGACCGGUCCUCACACUUAACGACUGUUGCAGCAUCCCAUGGUCACAUGAUCACAAUUUGGGUGCUGGCAACUGUUCUGCAUUUCUGACCAUUGCAGUGUCCUGUGGUCACAUGAUUGCAAUUUGGGCGCUUGGCAACCAGUUUGUAUUUAUGACCGUCUCAGGGUCCCGUGGUCCUGCGAUUGCCAUUUUUGACCUUCUGGCCAGCUUCGGGCAAGCAAAAUCAACGGUGAACCGCAUGAUUCGCUUAAUGACAGUGUGGUUCGCUUCAUGCCCAUGGUGAUUUGCUUAAUGACCACCACAAAAGGUUGUAAGAUUGGGUUGGAUUCGUUUAAUGACUGCUUCCCUGAGCAAGCAAAAUUCCAGUCCCAUUGUGGUCGUUAAGCGAGGACUACCUGUAUGCCUCAAAAGCUGUGGGAAAACCACCCUCCAAAUGAUCCCUUACUAAAAAAAACUCCUUUUGCAGAUGUAUGGAUGAAAGCAUUACCUUUCCCGUCUUGCCACGGCAACCAGUUUUCGUUGCUCAGCUCACACUCUGCGGGACUCGAUGUUUGAACCACCAGCCACUUGCUUUCUAGUUCCCUCUCGGCUUCCUUUUCUGGUUUCAGUUUUACUGCGAGCCCAUUUUCCUGCCCUCGAAGCCAACCCCGAGCGCCUGACCCGUUGCAGCUAUACCGAUUCGUUCUCGCCUUCCUUGGCUCCCUCCUAUGCUGCUGCUAUGAUUUUACAACUCCUUUUAUCUCAUGCAAACGUGGUCCAGCUUGGUUUUUUUAAAAGGACAAUAUACUAAGCACACACACGCAUUCUUUUCAGGAUGUAGUUUUGUAUCCAAGGUGCAGUGCAAAUAAAGGCAAGUUACAGAGAA